Molecule: messenger RNA, 1546 nt
Organism: Nematostella vectensis (starlet sea anemone)
Lineage: Eukaryota; Metazoa; Cnidaria; Anthozoa; Actiniaria; Edwardsiidae
Exons: 6
Coding region: 214-876 (220 amino acids)
Source: RefSeq, a predicted model, not a curated record
GGUGCAGCCGCUGACCAUUCAGACGCCGGCCGUGUCUUUGUUGUCUUAUUGUUUGUUUUCUUGCGGUAAAUUGUAUAAUAAGUUGAUUUAUAUUUGUUGUCACACAAGCUUAUUGACUAGGUAGCUUAUUAUACCAUUCUACUUCAUAAGAGUUUGACAUCAAGCUUCUUUAUUCAAUCGAGUCGAAAAGUAUCGAAGGAGUAACUUGAUUCAAUGGCGUUCCAAGACUUUCUUUCUUCAUGCGGUUUGAAAGAUGUUAGUCGUGUUUUUACGAUAUUGGACAGAGAAGAGCUAGAUGAUAUAGCAGUACUAAGGAGGUGCUCUGAAGAUGAUCUGUUGAAAUGUGGUUUGAAAAUGGGAGAAGUGAAAAAGAUAAAAUGGAAACUGGAAGAGAUUGUUGUCCCAGCAAGUGAGGGAGAACUAAUGGUGUCCUUGCCAAAAGAACCACCAUCUUGUGGCAGUUUCUCUGUACCUGGUAUCGUCUGUUUUUCUAAUACCAGCAAAUUUGAGACACCAGGCAGGAUUUAUAGCAGUGAGCUGAGAGAUGCUUCACCUGAAGAUCUGUUAUCCAAGAAAGGGCAAAGAGAGAAAGGAACAAGAAGCCAAAAGCUUUUUGUGAGGCUCCUAAGAGAUUGUGCAAAUAGUGCUGGAUUAUGGAGAGACCCGCCAGAACUAUCAACCAUCCCACAGGAUAAAUGGAAUUUAUUUUUUAAUGAGAUUGACACUGCGGCCCCUUGCCUUGCUAGCCACCAUUCAGAAGUAAGACAGAGGUUGGGGCAGAUGCUGGUAAACCGGCGCAAAUAUCAGCGAGAUCUCAAUACUGGGAAAAGAAAGCUCAAACAAAGAGGGAUGACCGAAAAUCAGACAACAGACUGAUUGCGCGCGGCCUUCUGCCGUAAAUCUGCAAUGCUUGACUUCCGGUGUAAAUCUAACAAAAAUGGGGGAAGAGAGUUCGGAGUCUUGCACGAACAAGCCUCGACCCCAGGGAGUGCUACUGAGCAUGCGCUCGGGCACGCGUAGUACGAGUCACGUGUGUAGGCAGGGUACGUGAAUGGCGCGAAACUCAAGGAAUCGGCGCUUGGCUUGCAUGACGGGUAUUUCUCAUCCGAUGUGGUCGCUGGGACGAGGAAUCCCCGCUGGUUUGGUCCUUCGAGCCGUCUGCUUUUAGCUCGUCUGUUUUGGAACCAGAUCUGAAAAAGAUUGAUUAAUUGAAGGAUGGAAUUCACCAUCUUCAAACAGCGUUGAAUAAAAAAUUAUAGAAAUUUACGGAAUUGACAUGCCCUAAUCUUGGCACCGGAGAUUACAAUCUAUCGUGUACAAUCUUGUCUGGUGCCAAAAAUAAUUUCCUUCUCUUGUGAGUUGCUCAAAUUGAGCGCGACGACAUCUAGGCAUACUGUUACCAAUCUUACAUAACUUCAGAGGUACACCUAUUUAGCAUCGACCAUUUGAUAUCUAACGGGUAAAAAAAGGAAAAUAAAAGUUCUGGGAAAAUUUAUAGGAAAAAUUUGGAUAAGCAAAUCACGGCUGAAGGCUUAGAGAAAUUCAA